UAAUAAUCAAUUCUAGACAGUGCUUUAUUGCAUCAAUUUUCCGGUGGAAGGUUGUAAUUUUCUCCUCUCCAGGUCUAACCUGCUGACCAGCGCUGUCCGAGAAUCACAUCUCGUCCAAGUCUGAAUCCAAAGCGCUUUCCACUUUUAGGGUUUCCUGAGAGGAAUUCGGCGACGGAAAUGGCCGAUUCGAGAAUCCUAGGGUUUCUCUGAGACGCUAUCGGUGGUCUCACCUUUUUCCGAUGGCGGAAUCGGUCUCCUCCGCAGCAAAGACGGCCAAGGAGGAGGAGCUGGCCGAUCUGAUCCAGCGGUUCAUGGCGUCGCUCGCGGAGCUCUCCGAACGCCUCCCCUUCACUGUCGAUCGUCAGAAACUUCGAUCUAUCACAACACUUGCUGCUUUUGCCAUUGCACUUGUUUUUGCCUGGAAGCUUUUGAGAGCUCCUACAGAUCAACAAAGAAGGCAACGCAGACGCCAUGGCUCAAAUGGCCUUCCUAAUGCCAGAGCACCUGUGCCAUCUUCUGAACUUUGCUCAUCCUCUGCAGAUUCAAGAGUGCAAGAUGUAGUUGAUGAGUUCUUCCAGCCAGUGAAGCUCACUCUGGAGCAAGUUGUGAGGCAUAAAUUGAGUGAAGGAAGAAAGGUCACCUGCCGGUUACUUGGUGUAAUUCUUGAGGAAACAACUCCAGAAGAGCUUCAGGGACAUGCAACUGUGAAGUCAUCUGUGUUGGAAGUGCUUUUGGAGAUCACAAAAUUCUGUGAUGUUUAUCUCAUGGAAAGAAUUCUUGAUGAUGAAAGUGGGGGCUGCUUCCAGAUGGGCUUGGGUCAAGCCAUCCCAAUUCCCAAGCUCAAAAUAAAUGGAGAUGUUUAUGCUCAGGCCCUUAAAAGGAUAAGGUUUGAAGUCAGUCUGGCCAGGCCUUCUUGGCCUGCAGGGAAGAUGGGUGAGGGGGUGCAGACAGCAAGAGAGAUGGAGAGGGAAUGAGUUUGGUCAUUGUUAUCCCAAGCCUGGCCUUUAUUCAACCGAGGCCUACAUUUUAAUUCCUGGCCAGAGUUCACUCCAGAACCCAUUUUGUCUUGGCUUCAACCCAGUUCAAUGGAUCUUGGGCUGGUGCAGGCCCAUUAGCGGUGCUUUCGCAUGCCAAUGAAGAUACAAAUACCUUACACCAUAUCUGAUCUAAUUUCUGUUUUAACUUGAACUUUUGAGCCCCUUUAGUUUCCAAAUAGUUUUGCUUUCUUAUGAGGUAACUUGUGGGACAUAAAGAAAUUGUCAGAAAGAGACUUGUUCCCACUCAUAACUUUCCUUGUAAACUUUAUAGUUAACCUAUAUAUUCAUUCACCUUAGAUUAUUCUAGGCCCAUCUUCCACUAUGGUGAUACAUCUAAAACUUUCUGGAGCUAGGCUAAGAAGCAGGAAAGAAGUUAUCCUUUUCUUUUAUUAAAUUACUUGUACCCAGAAACUUGUGCAGACACAACUGCAUCUGGGAAUCCUUUUUGUCCGCGUGCACUUUUAUUUAGCUUGCACUCACUUGUGCAACAUGGUUGUCAUAUUAUUUCUUUAAUAUAAAUUUUUUAUAGUUUUUUAAACUCAAAUGGUUUUUGUGAGGUUCAUAGAGCAGUAUCUGGAUAUAGUAGUGUUAUUUUUACUGAAUUAACUUUUAGAAAGAAAGCAAGGAAUGAGAACUUCAAUACAAUCUUGUUGCAGACUUGUAGGUAAGGAAAUAAGGAAUGAGUAUUUUAGCAUCUUACUGCAGCCUUGUAGGCAGCAUAAGGUUUAUGUAGAUAGAGUGUCAGUCAUGGUUAGGUAAAUUUGGUUGGUUUAUUGACACAAAAAUGGUG
Molecule: messenger RNA, 1827 nt
Organism: Elaeis guineensis (African oil palm)
Lineage: Eukaryota; Viridiplantae; Streptophyta; Magnoliopsida; Arecales; Arecaceae
Product: peroxisome biogenesis protein 22
Biological process (GO): peroxisome organization
Source: RefSeq, a predicted model, not a curated record